UCUGAAAUGUGUUCUUUUAUUCCACCAAAGAGAGUUCCCCAACGAGAGCCCCCUCCUCUUUGAAGAACGGGCCCUGCCUUGUGAUCAUGUGUAUCCUCACUCCUCUGGCUGGUAACUGACCUGCAGGUUGUGGGUCAGGUGGCUGAUAUCCCUGAGCGCACCAUCACACAGAAAUGCUGUCAAGAUCUGUCACUUUGAAGUGCUCUUUGGUUGAGUUGACAGUGCAGUGCUGCCUGUCAGGGAAUGGCCCUGCUCAUUUUACAGCAACAGAGCUGCUUGCUAUCCAAGGAAAUCCCCAGGAAGCCAACUCCUGUAUCCCUUGCUCCCCUGGAGCUCGUUGCAAUCUAAAUGCUGUCAGUUUCCUGGAGGAGCCCUGCUUUGACCUCUCUUCCCUUUGGUUUGCUGUUCAACCCAUCAGCUCGUGCUGACUCAGAAAAACACAGCACAGCUCCCACUUUCUUACAUGUCACUGCAGCAUAGGGCUUGAAAUUACAGAUGUAUUUCAUAUGAAAACAGAUAGUAUAGAGUGUGAAUGUACUCCUUUUAUUUUUUUUCUCCCCCCUGCCUCUCCUUAUCUCUCCCAGAUCCAGCUCUAGAAGGGCAGUGAGCAGAACUAGGAGCCAGAGCAUUGCACUCAACCUUGGUAUUCCAUGGGGGUUGCAUCUCAUUUGUUUGCACCUAGUGUGUCUAUAGUUCUGGUGAGGUCAGAUGCUUUCUGUUUUGUCCCACUGCCUUUCCUUAGUGGGAUGUUUUUAUGAUACUUCAGCGCUUUGUAAAAGGCAGUUAAGAAAUUGAUGCCUUGCUUCCUGCAGCUGAUCAGUGUGUGGAAGGGGGAUCAGAAAGACGAGAAUGCGUGGGAAAGGAACCUGAGCACUCUGCCCUUUGCAGGGCAUCCAGAUGCACUUCGAACCCAGCAGGGUGACACAGUGAGUCACCUGGCUCUGUUCCCAGCUGCAGGAACGGGGCAGACUUUGGGGUCUCGCUGUGUGUGUGGCAGGAUGAGUUGUCUGCUCAGGACAGCCAGGCUCUCUGCUCAGUGGCUUUUUGCAUCUGCUGCUGCUCCAUGCCGCCGUGCCUCACGGUUCAACGUGCCUCCCAGUGCUGAGUUCGUGGCCCGGCCCGUGGGGGUCUGCUCCAUGCUAAGGCUUCCUGUUCAGACCUCAGCAGAGGGGCUGGAUGCAGCUUUUGUCGGUGUUCCCCUUGACACGGGCACAUCCAACCGGCCUGGAGCCAGGUUUGGUCCUCAGCAGAUCCGUGCUGAGUCAGUGAUGGUGAGGAGGUACAACGUCAGCACUGGGGCUGCACCUUUCGACUCCCUGCUGGUGGCUGAUGUUGGAGAUGUGAAUGUCAACCUCUACAACCUGCCCAACAGCUGCCGCCGCAUCUACGAGUCCUACCAGAAGAUCGUGGCCUCUGGCUGUGUGCCUCUCACUCUGGGUGGAGACCACACUGUAACAUACCCCAUCUUGCAGGCAGUGGCAGAAAAGCAUGGACCUGUGGGGCUGGUGCAUGUGGAUGCUCACACUGACACCAGUGACAUGGCCCUGGGGGAGAAGAUCUACCAUGGGACCCCAUUCCGGCGCUGCGUGGAUGAAGGGCUGCUGGACUGUAGCCGGGUGGUUCAGAUUGGCAUCCGUGGCUCCUCCUAUGCCCCUGAUCCUUACAAGUACUGCUGGGACCAGGGAUUCCGGGUGGUUCCAGCUGAGGAGUGCUGGAUGAAGUCCCUGGUUCCACUGAUGGAAGAGGUGAGGCAGCAGAUGGGGGAUGGCCCGGUGUACAUCAGCUUUGAUAUUGAUGGGCUGGACCCUGCCUAUGCCCCGGGAACGGGCACACCAGAGAUUGCUGGGCUCACACCUAUGCAGGCUUUGGAGAUUAUUCGUGGCUGCAAAGGACUCAAUAUAGUGGGAUGUGACCUUGUGGAGGUUGCACCCAUAUAUGAUGUCUCUGGUAACACUGCUCUGCUAGGGGCCAAUCUGCUCUUUGAAAUGUUGUGUGUCCUUCCUGGAGUGAAAACCAUGUGAGGGCAGCUCCUGUCUGGACCCCAGCCCUGUGAACCACCAGCAGCAGAUGCCAUUGCAGACCUUGGAUGAGGUUCCUGAUGCCCUACUCUCCUCCAGGUGCAGUGAACAUGUGCUUUGCAGUAAGGAAUAAAUGCCAUGUGCUGCUAGAAGAGGUAGGGAAGCAUAGCAGCUGAGGAGAGGUGGGUGUUGUCCCUUGGCCCAACCACUGGUGUUCCAGGAGGGGUUUGGUUGCCCUCGGGAUGUAUGAGUUCAUGCAGGCAUGGGAUCGUUUGGCACAUGGAAAAACAAAAUCCACUUCAUCACACAUUAAAAUAGUUUAUUUUGGUUGCGAAUCUGUAAUCGUCUUAAAACAAAAUGACAUCAGUGCCUGAUCACAAAUACAUGACAAAAAAACAAACAAACAAAAAAAAACCCAAACCAAAAAUAAAAAAGACAAGUUUGCCAAAUAAGUUAAUUCCCCACCUCCCUCCCUGUAUCAAAAGUGCAAAAGAUGUACUUUGUUUUCAGUCCCACUUGUCAGGCUGUGUUAGUGUACGAGUUACUGGCAGGCUCUGCUCCUGCCACUCUCAGUCAAAAGAAGGGCUUUGGGACAACCUCUGACUUGGGGCUGCUUCCCUUUUUGCUGUAAGGAUGUUUUUGUUUCAGCUUCUGAGUGGGGCUGCUUGCUUGUUUAUCGCCGAAUAGUGCAUUAGGACUGAACUGCCUCAAUCUUUGGGUUACAAACUGCCACAUGCAGCGCAGAGCAGCGGGUGCGUGUUGCUGAUGAUACGUUACAACAUGGGGGGAUUUUGGGAUCUCAGCUUAUGACUGCUGGGAGAGGGCAGGCAGAGCUCAGGCAUAAGCAGCAGCUGAGGGGGCCUCUGACCACGCUCUUCUACUGGCAAGCAAGUGCCCAGUGCUCCAUGACAACCAAAACUACUUCAGUGGGUGAUUUUAGAACAGUUUGGCAUUGCUGCAGCGCACAGAAAUUAUACUUUGAAGGCCACAAGGCCAGAUCUUUUCCUUAUUUGGCCUGGGGUUGAAUUCCUUUGCUGUAGCACAAUUAGGCACUUUGUCUUUUUUUUUUUUUUUUUAAGUUGCACGUCAAAAGUUUAUUUGGGUUUCUGACUCGCUGAAGAGAUGGCAGAUGAGUUUGUCCAUCCUCAUUCCUCAUCCAAAUUUGGCAUGUUUGUAUGUCACCAUCAGGCUGACACAGUGUUCUGCCCCAGCUGUCGCACCACGUGUGUGCCCUGUAGCUCAUUAGCAGGGAGAAGACCUCUUUUUUUAAUUCCUUCCCCCAAUUUCAAUGCCUCAUUGCUGUAGCUGAGGCUCAGGGCCUGCUGAGCUAAAAUCCAGCAGCCUCACAUGAGCGUGGUUGACAGCACAGCCAUGUUUAUUUGGGAGUACACACGGUGCUGGGGUGGCCAACAGUGGGUGAAGCUGCUCCCAGUGUGCUGGGAAUGCAACAGGCCAAGGUUUUGUGCAUCAAAAUAAUGCAGGCAGCAAAUUGGCUUGAGCUCCAGGUUGGGACCCUGCAGGAUUUCAGUCUCAAUUGUGGAAGGAAACCCUUUGGCUUUGUGUUAUGGUUGGAGGAGCUACAAAGCACCCCAGCACCUCCUGCUUGCCUCCCCCAGCUCACAACAGGCAGCCUGUACCCCAGUGUGGGACUCUGUGCUUUGUGACUGCACGAGCUUUACACAGACCGAUUUGUAAAAAAAAAAAA
Molecule: messenger RNA, 3723 nt
Organism: Phasianus colchicus (ring-necked pheasant)
Lineage: Eukaryota; Metazoa; Chordata; Aves; Galliformes; Phasianidae
Gene: AGMAT
Product: agmatinase (putative)
Molecular function (GO): agmatinase activity; metal ion binding
Source: RefSeq, a predicted model, not a curated record